Molecule: messenger RNA, 366 nt
Organism: Pisolithus orientalis
Lineage: Eukaryota; Fungi; Basidiomycota; Agaricomycetes; Boletales; Pisolithaceae
Exons: 2
Coding region: 1-366 (121 amino acids)
Source: RefSeq, a predicted model, not a curated record
AUGGCCGUCCACAAUCUCAUACUAUCCAUGAAAGGCAUUCAAGAAUCCCUUCGUCUCUGGUCGCUCUCACAGGCGACACCCGAACAGGUGUCUGAUUGCUACAUGCAAUUCGGGGUCGAAUUCAACGUUAUCGUGAGGGCAUUCGAUGGUUAUGGAAUAGGUACUGGGGAUCUACAUCCAAUACCUGCCUCUCUCCGUGCUGCGCUUGAGAAUCUCCUUGGCGAGGAUCCUUCCCCAGGCGCAUUGGCGAUGUACAUGCCCGAGAUCAGAGGCUUGUUAUGCGAGCUGUUGCAGGGGUUGAAGGCGAAACAGGCUGCGUGGAAGGCAGCCACGAGUGGCCCACUGAGCGCAGUAUCAAGAGAGUGA